Molecule: messenger RNA, 1809 nt
Organism: Chlamydomonas reinhardtii
Lineage: Eukaryota; Viridiplantae; Chlorophyta; Chlorophyceae; Chlamydomonadales; Chlamydomonadaceae
Exons: 9
Coding region: 308-1210 (300 amino acids)
Molecular function (GO): oxidoreductase activity
Source: RefSeq, a predicted model, not a curated record
CUAGCAUCGGCCGGCAUCAAAAGCGGGCAACGGGUGCACGAACGCGAAAAGUGGUUGGCAACGUUGUCAGAGGCGCAGCAUGACGGGCCACGAGGCCCCUGCUGACGUUGAUCCCGAUUGCGGGCCCACGGUCAACGGUGGGCGCAACGUCACGCGCGUAGUAUUUAUACCGUUGGCACUUACCAUGGGUGGACGUAACUCCAAACACAAGGACAGCACCAGUGCUGCCAAGAAGCCUGCCUCAAAGAUUGAAACCCAGGUUGAAACCCUGACAACAGACGCACUUCAGGCAAAGGAACAAGCUCAAAUGGCGACUAAGAAGCACACCGUUGCGGUGAUUGGAGGCUCCGGCCUGCUGGGCAAGCACAUCGUGAAUGGCCUCCUCGAGAACGGCCACUACGAUGUGACCGUUGUCUCGCGCAAGGGUGGCGACGAUUCCAAGCUUGCGCCCUUCGUGGCUAAGGGCGCCAAAAUCGCGCAUGUCGACUACAAUGAGCAGGCUUCGCUGGUCGUCGCGCUCAAGGGCCAGGAGAUUGUUAUCUCCACCGUCGGCGCCGCGGCGCUGUCGGAGCAGCCCAAGUACAUCGAGGCUGCCAAGGCCGCCGGCGUGCGCCGCUUCGUGCCCAGCGAGUUUGGCUUCGACAGCGGCGCCCCCGGAGUGCGCGAGUACUUCCCAGCCAUGGGCUACAAGUAUGCCACCCAGGACGCGCUGCGUGCCUCGGGCCUGGAGUACACCUUCGUGAUCACCGGCUUUUUCCUGGAGACCCAGUUCACCAACCUCUUCUACUGGGACGUGCCGGGCGGCAAGGCCACUGUCAAGGGUGACACCACCCAGCCCUUCACUCUGACCUCGCUGGUGGACGUGGGCCGCUGGACCGCCGAGGCCCUGUUGGACCCGGCCUCCAAGAACGCCACCGUGUACCUGGUGGGAGAGGUGCUCACCUACGAGGACGCUAUUAAGACCGUGGAGAAGGCAACCGGCAAGACGCUGGCGGUGACUCGCGCCAGCAAGGCGGACCUGGACCGUGACAUCGCCGCGGCGCCGGACGUGUGGGCGUCCUUCCUGGACCUGCUGCUGCGCGCCAUCAGCGACGGCAGGGGCCGCACCGUGCCCCUGGACAAAGCCUGGAAGAGCAAGGCGCACCCGCAGCCCUCCCGCACGCUAGCUACCUGGGCCCCCACCGCCUCCUGGCAGUUCGCUGACGCCUAGUUAGGCGUCUCAGUCUUACGCCAGUCCUUCAGUCGCACUGUCGCACUCGCAUGCACGUACAGCGCUGCUUGUAAUGCUCUGCCCCGAUGAGACGCGCGCACAUUACUUUAUUGUGGGCAUACACACACGUGACCGGGCCGCCUCCUCCGGUGGGUGCUGUCUCCGGGAGCUGCUAAAUGUGGCUUGAUUGAUCCAUGGGGCCUUGCUUUGUGGAGACUGCUGGACAGAGUGUGUGUGAUCACAAGUGCGCGCACGACGUGCGUGUGUUUGUACAUUGCGCUGGUCGGUUUGGCUGAGUACGUAAAACAUGCGUAUAUAUAUGCACUGUGAAUGGAACUCUGGUAGGUAAGUUGUGAGGCAAUGACGCGGGCGGCUUGGCGAGAGUGUCAGCUGCGCUUGAAACGGCGAUGUGCGCCGCGGCAGGCUGCGGCAGUGGCGACCGAGCUAAUCGGCACAGGCAGCGUGUGUAGCUGUGGUCGCUGAUCGGUGAGGUGGCAACUCGACACGCAAGCGUGGCGGCCUUCGUCUGUACAUAUACUCUCAGGGCUUACAGGCCCCGGUGAUAUACGUAACACACAUGUGUAAUAUAUAUAUGUUGU